UACCCCUGGCACCGCCCGGCCGUGGAGGGGAGACUGCGCCUUACCCCCGGGCAGCCUCCAGCCCUGAGGCUCCCUGGAGGAAGCCUGAGUUCGGCCCGGGAAGAAAGGGCUCCGAGCACGUGUCGGGAGUCGGGGUCCCAGAAAGGAAGUCUCGGGACAGAUGGGCACCGGGCGAUUUUGAUUAUGUUGUAUGUGUGCCAGCAGUGAGGCUUUGGCUCGCCUUUUUCUCUAAGGGGCUGGCGCGCUACCACUGGGGCUGCACCCCCACUUCCGGCCUUUUGCCGACGGCUAAUAGGAGGCUAGAGCCUCUGGGACUUUUCUUCCCGGGCCGGCUUCGAAUCCCGACGAGGGUAGCUAGGCGUGAGCCACCGGCGCCCAGCUGAAUGGGAGUGUUUUGGAGUACGUUGGCGGGCGCGGGGAGCGUUAACGCGCGCCUGCUGUGCGGGCCCCGGCGACCCAAAUAGCCCUUUGCGCCUGCCCGGAGGAAGCCGCGAUCUGCGGGCCAGGCGGGGGACCCUGAAGGUUCGAGCGGAGAGCUCACGCGCACAGCCUCCCCGGCUGCUCGGGAGGACGAGUCUAGGAGAGCCAUUUUGCGUAUCCGAGGAGCGAAGAACUCAGAUGGCUGCAUGGACAAAGCUCUCAAAGGCUUGUGUAUGUUUCAAUUUUCUGAACCUUGAAACUACGUUUACAAACUCUCCUAGUCUGUCCUGCUCUUCCAAAUGCAAGUGUCCUUGGAGGAUGUGGCUGUGAAUUUCACCCAGGAAGAGUGGGAAUGUUUGGAUACAGGUCAGAGGACCCUUUACGUGGAUGUUAUGACUGAAAUCUUGAAGAACCUGGAGUCUGUGGCUGUGAUUGCCGAGUUUGAGCAGGAGAGGCAGGUGAGAGAAGAUCUCUGUCUCCUAAACAACAUGAGUCUCCCUUCAGGAUUCAAGGAGGGACAGGAGAAAGAAGAGGAGGAGGAAGAGGAAGAAGAGGAAGAGGAAGAGGAGCAUCAAGAACCAGGUCAGGAUCUGAGCAAUGAGGGAACUAAUGAUAAGACAAUAUCCCUUGCUUCCAAGAAAGAAGGCCAUAUCCCAUUCUCUGCCCUAGAUCGGAUUAAAGAGAAGACCCGAGUGGGCAAAGCCUCCAGAGUUGGACCACCUUUUUUGUGUCACAGCUGUGGCAGCGGUUUCAGCAAGCGCUCCCAAUUCUAUAGCCAUCAGUGUAUUCACAGCCACAAGCGGGUUAACAGCUGUAACCAGUGUCGAAAGUUGUUGGGGAACCCCCAGGCCCUCAGCUACCAUAGACGCCUGCAUCAUGCAGACAGGCCCUUCAGUUGCUCUCUCUGUGACAAGACCUACCGUGAUGCUUCUGGUCUGAGCCGGCACCGCCGUGUUCAUAUGGGUUACCGGCCCCAUUCGUGUCCUGUGUGCGGGAAGCGCUUCCGAGACCGGUCAGAGGUCAAACGCCAUCAAAAGAUACAUCGAAACAAGGAGCCAGUGGCUGGAAACCAGAAGCCUGUUGUAAAGACUCCAGUUUCCACAGCUGGAUUCCAGGCGCCUACAGUUAGGAGCCGACGGCGCAUCCGGGGGCUUGUGGACGUGAACCAGACUCCUGUCACCAGAACCCGGGCAUCCAGUGGUAGAGCCGUCUGCCUAGCUAGCAGAUCCAACUCUCCUCCAGCGAAGCGCUCAGGAGGCAAGGUCUUCUCUUGCCCUCAUUGUCCCUUGACUUUUAACAUGGAAGCCGAUCUCUCCAACCAUCAGAAGGUCCACUUUCCAGAGCAGAAAACCUACUGCUGUCCUGUCUGUGACCUCUGCUUUGAGGUGAAGGAGGACCUUCUGGAUCACUGGAACAGUUCUAAACUCAAGGACCUAGAACCUAGGCCACAAAACCUGGGUAGCCCUCCAAAAUGCUGGGUGGUCCUGGGUUACUGGCUGGGCUUCCUUUCCAAUCCCCCAUGGUCAGGAAGGACUAAAAGCAAGCAGGGAAUGGAUCUUCUAGGAUCUAUGGCCCCAGAGGAGGGGAAGCCACGGAGAAAAAAAAAAGUGGAAAAAGGAAGGAAAGCAAAAGAUAAGUGAAGGUCUUGAUACAUAAAUAAAAGGCCAGCUGGGUGCAGGUGGCUCACACCUGUAACCCUAGCUACUCAGGAGGCUCAGAUCUGAGGAUCACGGUUCGA
This is a messenger RNA of Dipodomys spectabilis (banner-tailed kangaroo rat), 2158 nucleotides long. RefSeq names its product ZFP57 zinc finger protein (gene Zfp57). The coding region runs from base 720 to 2060 and encodes 446 amino acids. Gene Ontology annotation, biological process: negative regulation of transcription by RNA polymerase II. The transcript is spliced from 4 exons. Gene Ontology annotation, molecular function: DNA-binding transcription repressor activity, RNA polymerase II-specific. The record is from RefSeq and is a predicted model, not a curated record. NCBI's taxonomy places the organism in Eukaryota, Metazoa, Chordata, Mammalia, Rodentia, Heteromyidae.